AUGGCCUUCCAAUCGCCCCUCAUCGCUAUCCCCCGCAAGACCACCCAGGACGUAGACUGGUCAAAUCCCAUACGAUCCAUCAUCGCUCAUAGCUAUGGUGAAGAUCCUAAGAACUAUGCAGAGGAAUGUUCGGUAUUGCAGAGAUGUAGGCAGGAUGCAGUCAGAGGUGCAGGGAGUGAUCAAACUGCACGCGAUUUGCUGUACAAGUACUUUGGUCAGCUGGAAUUGCUCGAACUGAGAUUCGCAGAGAUCAAGGUACCCUUUGUCUGGAACGACGCAUUUACCGACAAACCUACUACCCAAACAUCCCUCGCUUUUGAGAAAGCUUCUAUCAUCCAUCUCAUCUCCUCCAUCCUAUCCUCACUCGCUCAAACACCUUCACGAUCCGAUCCCGAAGGACUCAAAAGGGCAUACUACAACACGCGUGCAGCAGCGGGAAUGUUAACGUAUAUCAACGAGAAUUUCUUGCAUGCGCCUUCGACCGAUCUAUCACGGGAAGUGGUUCAACUCUGUAUAGGAAUCAUGUCUGCUCAAGCUACCGAGAUAUUUACUGAGAAAUUGAUCGAGGAGAAGAAAUCGCCUGCUUUGGUCAGUCGAUCAGCCAAUUCCACCGCGGCACUGUACAACACAGCUGUAGAGGAGAUGAAGGAAUUUCAAGGGAAAGGGAUAUUCGACCGUAAUUGGUUAUACGUCUUACAGAUAAAGUCCAAAUUGUUCAGCUCUUUAGCACAGUAUUAUAAAGGUGUAGCCGACAAUUCUAGUGGAAAACAUGGUAUAGCUUUGGUAAGGUUUAGAGUGGCCGACAGUCUCGCGCAGGAAGCUUCCAAACAGGCCAAUUCGUUCAAUUACACAUUCAUAUCUUCCAGUACACCUACAUUACCUCAUGAUGCCGCAAGCAGUCUAGUGGAAAUUACAAAAUCCCAUUUAACGAUUUGUACGGAAAUCAAAGAUCAAUCUACGAAAGAUAACGAUUUGAUCUAUCAUGAAGUUUUACCUUCAGAAGCGGCCCUACCGACCAUCGAAAAAUUACCUUCAUCGUCUACUCCGAUCACCAUUCAGGAGAUAUAUGGGAAUGCUGAGAUAACCAAGUUGAUCGGACCGGAUAUAUUCAUCAAACUUGUUCCUCUCGCUGUACACGAAUCGGCAAGUAUCUAUUCGGAGGAAAAAGCGAAAUUGGUCAGAGGCGAGGUGGAAAGGGUUGAAACUUCAGAAGGUGAAUUGAGAGCUGGAUUGGAACAUCUAGGAUUACCUGGUUUAGUCAAUCAAUGGAAGAACUUGAUGGACGAUGAUAACGAUCAGAAUUAUGAUGAUGUAGAAAUCAGUCUUCAGGUUAAGAGGUUGGCUGAAGAUAUAAGUCGAGGUGGAUCAGUAGAGAAUUCUUUAAGACAGUUGGAUGGGGAGAGAGAACGAUGUGAGAGGGAACUGAGGGAGUUGAGUGGUUUGCUGGAUAAUGAGAGCAGAGAAUGUGAAAGGAUGAGGGCAAAAUAUACUCCUCAAUUCACUCAACCACCCUCUGGACCGCAAACUUCCAACUGGCGAUCGAAUAUCGCCUCGAACCUCUCUGCUCUAUCAUCAGCCGGCCAAUCUGAUUCUCAUCUUCAUACCAUAUGGAGGGAUAUUCAACCUCAAAUCACACUAUUGUCAUCCGGCGAAAAUGGCUUGGAACGAGCUGCAGCUCAUAUCGCUGUUGGGAAGACAUCCACUCCAGUCAGCCAAGGAAUCAGUCUUCUUGAUUUACAGGAAGACGUUGGAAGUAAGAAAGGGUUAGAUGACAAAGAGAAGGAAGAGCUCAAAAAAGCAGUUGCAGAUGCUGGGGAAAGAUUAGAUAGGUUGAAUAAGAUCAGAAGGGAGAGAGAUGAGGUUCUCAAGGAUCUGAAGGAAAAGAUCCAGAACGAUGAUGUAUCUAAUUUACUUUUACUCAACCGACGGUCAAGUGGAGUCGAGCCUCAGCUUUUCGCUGCUGAGCUCGAGAAAUUCCGACCUUAUCAGUCGAGACUUGCUGCUGCCAUUCAGGCUUCUGCUUCGAUCCUACAAGAACUCGAGAUGUUGGUGCGACAAGUUGAGAAAGGGAAGGGAGUGAAAGAUCUCCAAAGAUCUCAGAAAGAUCGCACGAAGAGAAUCAGGGAGUGGGAGAGAAAAUUGAUCGAAGCCGGGGAAGGUUGGGCUGAGAUCCAAGCCGGUUUAGGCAAAGGUCUCACCUAUUAUGAUUCUCUCACACGAGUCUUGGAUGAUCUGAAGAGGGAAGUAAACGGAUUCGUCAAAAGCAGAGAGAAUGAGAGGAAUAGAUUAGUGGGCGAGAUUGAAACUAGACAAAGAAUUGGUGGAUCAUCUGGAUCUCCCCCGCCUGCUACAACAUCGAGCGGAACAAGAAGCUUGGAAGAGAGACUAGCAGCUUUGUCUGUCGAUAGAUCCAUUCCAAAAUAUUCUCCUCAACUGCCUAAACCUGUUACAUCGCCGACACCUUCGUUCCCCCCUCCACCCCCUCAAGUAUCUACACCAAGCUUCCCACCACCCCCACCACCUGCUAAACCUACAAACCCAUACGAUUUCAGCGGACUGUCCAAUGUUCCUUCUGCUUUCUCGACCUCUUCUCCUACUUCCAGUCAAUCACCACCUCAUCAGACUCAAACUUACGGUUCAUCUUCAUACGGCUAUGAUCGACCAGUGCAAUCACAGCCUGCCCCUUAUCCGCCUCCAGCUCAAUCGCCUUACCCUCCCCCAUCUAGUCAACCUCCUAGACCUGCCCCGCAAAGUUAUAGCUCCUAUGGCUCGUCGUCGCAAACAAGCUAUGCCGGGGGGCAGAAUCAGAGUUACGCUGCACCACCUUCUCAAGCGCAGUAUACUUCACCUGCACCUCCACCUCCUCAAGCAUCCUACACUUCGCACCCACCUCCUCCACCAUCUUCAUACUCGUCGUAUCCCUCUGGUCCGCCUCCACAACAACCUCAACAAGGCUAUUAUCCACCUCCUCCGCAAAGACCAUCGUAUAAUCCCCCACCUCCUCAGCAGCAGCAGCAGUAUCCCAACUAUCCGCCUCCUACAGGUCAAUAUCAGUCCCAACCUCCGCCUCAACAAGGUAGUCAGUACGGAUAUCCAUCCCAGGGAGGGUAUCAACCACAGGGAGGGUAUCAGUAUCAUUAG
Molecule: messenger RNA, 3141 nt
Organism: Kwoniella botswanensis
Lineage: Eukaryota; Fungi; Basidiomycota; Tremellomycetes; Tremellales; Cryptococcaceae
Exons: 5
Coding region: 1-3141 (1046 amino acids)
Biological process (GO): protein transport to vacuole involved in ubiquitin-dependent protein catabolic process via the multivesicular body sorting pathway
Cellular component (GO): endosome
Molecular function (GO): protein binding
Source: RefSeq, a predicted model, not a curated record